Salvelinus fontinalis (brook trout) is the source of this 744-nucleotide messenger RNA. RefSeq lists its product as uncharacterized. The record is from RefSeq and is a predicted model, not a curated record. NCBI's taxonomy places the organism in Eukaryota, Metazoa, Chordata, Actinopteri, Salmoniformes, Salmonidae. The transcript has 2 exons. The annotation marks the transcript as partial.
ACCCCACCACAACACCCAGACCCACACACCCAGACACCCACCCCCACACUCAGACCCCCACCACAACACCCAGACCCCCACCACAACACCCAGACCCCCACCACAACACCCAGACCCCCACCACAACACAGACCUCCACCACAACACCCAGACCCCAACACCCAGACCCCCACCACAACACCCAGACCCACACCACAACACCCAGACCACCACAACCAGACCCCCACACCCAGUCCCCCACACCCAGUCCCCCACCACAACACCCAGACCCGCACACCCAGACCCCCACACCCAUCCCCCACCACAACACCCAGACCCCCAGCACAACACCCAGACCUCUACACCCAGACCCCCACACCCAGACCCCCACCACAACACCCAGACCCCCACCACAACACCCAGACCCCCACACCCAAACCCCCAACACAACAUCCAGACCUCCACCACAACACCCAGACCACCACACCCAGACCCCCACCACCACAUCCAGACCCCCACCACAACAUCCAGACCCCCACCACAACACCCAGACCCAGACCCCCACACCCAGACCCCCACACCCAGACCCCAAACACAACACACAUACCUCCACACACAACACCUCGUCCCCCACACCCAGACCACCACUACAACACCCAGACCCCCACACCCAGACCCCCAUCACAACACCAAGACCCCCAGACCCCCAUCACAACACCCAGACCCCCACACCCAGACCCCGACCACAACACCGAACCUAAGUGA